AUGGUGACAACGGGGUACGGCAUCGGCGCCGGCGCAGGGCAUCGGGGGCGUCGAUUGCCCCCGACCAGAUCCACGCAGGAGGGAGGGUUGAGGAGGCGGGCGCCGGUGUCGAGGAGUGGGGCGGCACGGUCGUCGGGGAGACGCGACAUGGUCGAGACGAGGCCGACGGGGCUGUGCCCCGAUCCAGUUCUGGAUCGGGGAGGGGGUGAGGACGGGGAGGUGAGCAACGGGGUCGAGGCGACGAUGGCGGGGUGGUGCUGGAGACGACGAGUGGCGUCAGGGAACGCCGACGGCGAGGGGGCCAUUGGCAGUGGCCGAGCCGGCCACGGCAAGGCAAGGCAAGGCACGCCCAACCGCUCCAGAGGAGCGCCAGCGGCCAACGCGCAGAGCGCUGGGGAGGGGGAGCAGGACGCGGCCCGGCGCCAGUGCGGGGAGCACGAGAGGGACGCCGGCGCGCGCGUGAGGGAGUGGGGGAAACGGCAGGCUGCGGAAGUCGCCGCAGCAACAGCGGGCGGAGGCGGGGCUCCGGCGGGCGGCACCAUGGGCGCGCGGAUGCGGGGCUGGGCGUGGGGCACGCAAGCAGGGAGCGGCGGAGCCGGGCAGCAGCAGUUGCUGGCCGCAGUGGUGCGUAGUCGGACGCGGCGCGCAGCGUCGGACGGUGAAUGGCGGGGCGACGCAAUGAGCGUGGUGAAGGAGCGACCGGCGUAG
Aegilops tauschii subsp. strangulata is the source of this 708-nucleotide messenger RNA. The record is from RefSeq and is a predicted model, not a curated record. NCBI's taxonomy places the organism in Eukaryota, Viridiplantae, Streptophyta, Magnoliopsida, Poales, Poaceae.